UUAACAACUCGCGUCUCUGUCUCUAAGAUCAUGAUAAGUAUAACUACAUAGAUCAUUAUUUAUUUUAUAGUUUAUUCUUGUAAAUUUUCGUUCGUUGUGAAUUUCGAAAUUAUGGCGGACGAAGAAUUUGAACACGACGAUGGUGGUGCUGAUGAUUUUGAUGAUGUUGAUGAUGACCCUGAUUUGGACGAGUUAGACCAGCCUGAAGAAAAUGAAGACAAUAUUGAUAUUUUACCUGUCCAAGAAGCUCAAAGUCAAGUUCAGAAGUCUAAACGUAUAACAACAAAGUAUAUGACAAAAUAUGAAAGAGCACGAGUUUUAGGAACUAGAGCCCUACAAAUAGCCAUGUGUGCACCUGUUAUGGUUGAACUUGAAGGAGAAACUGAUCCAUUACAAAUAGCUAUGAAAGAAUUAAAAAAACGUAAAAUUCCAAUUAUUAUUAGGAGAUAUUUACCAGACAACAGUUAUGAAGAUUGGGGAAUUGAUGAACUCAUUAUAGUUGAUCAAUAAUGUGUAUUUUCUUAAACUAUAAUUUUGUAAAAUAAUAAAACAUAUUAACGGCAA
This is a messenger RNA of Daktulosphaira vitifoliae (grape phylloxera), 564 nucleotides long. It is a transcript of the gene RpII18, whose product is annotated as DNA-directed RNA polymerases I, II, and III subunit RPABC2. The transcript is spliced from 5 exons. Bases 112 to 510 code for a protein of 132 amino acids. The record is from RefSeq and is a predicted model, not a curated record. Gene Ontology annotation, molecular function: DNA-directed RNA polymerase activity; DNA binding. Gene Ontology annotation, cellular component: nucleus; RNA polymerase I complex; RNA polymerase II, core complex. NCBI's taxonomy places the organism in Eukaryota, Metazoa, Arthropoda, Insecta, Hemiptera, Phylloxeridae. Gene Ontology annotation, biological process: DNA-templated transcription.